Molecule: messenger RNA, 2811 nt
Organism: Achroia grisella
Lineage: Eukaryota; Metazoa; Arthropoda; Insecta; Lepidoptera; Pyralidae
Product: inactive dipeptidyl peptidase 10-like
Exons: 18
Coding region: 4-2811 (935 amino acids)
Biological process (GO): proteolysis
Molecular function (GO): dipeptidyl-peptidase activity; serine-type peptidase activity
Source: RefSeq, a predicted model, not a curated record
AAGAUGGCAUCAUCAAACGGGAAAGAAAGUGCCAAAAUGACGGCAUCAAUUGAUAGUUUAAAACUAUCAAGCAAGAAUACAUCCGUGUGUUCUUCCAAGCACGCUUCAUCAGAAUCGGUGUUGUCAAGGAAAGACAAGGAAUGUCUACAGAUGCAAGAAUGCAAGAAGAAGUUGCUGGCAAUGGAGCCACAGAUUAUAAUAAGGGACGAGAAUGUGGUGUUGAGAUCUCCGCCACAGAAGAAGAUUUUGAUGCCACCGACCAUUAAUGCGGAGGAGUUGGCAGCAGCAACACCUACCCAACGAAACUGGCGGGGUAUACUGAUAGCCCUGUUGGUGAUCGCGGCUGUACUCGGAUUGAUAGUGUUCAGCAUAGCGCUGCUAACACCGGCCAGUGAUGGGGGCAGAGUGCGCGGUCGGCGACCCACUCUGCACGAUGUCCUAACAGAACACUAUAAGCCAUUUAACGGCACCUGGCUUACAGAUGAGGAGCUGGUGUUUCGGGACCGGUGGGGCGGACUCACGCUGUUCAACGUGAGGAACUUCACCACCAGACUCCUAAUGAACAACUCCACAUUUAGAGAAUUAAACGCGGUGGACUUCAAAGUGUCGGCAGAUCUCAAGUUCGUCCUGUUAAUAUCAGACGUACGGCCCGGCUGGAGGCAUGGACGGCUCGCCAGGUACCACGUGUACGACGUCAUAAACAGGAACAAAAUCCCCGUGUCUCCUGUAGAAGAUGACCGGACGGCACCCUUGCUGCAGUAUGCCGAGUGGUCCCCUACUGGUGCAGGUUUGGUGUUCGUGCACGACAACGACAUAUACUACAAGCCAAAGAUGCUCAAGACUCUGGUCUGCAGAAUUACUAAAAGUGGGGUGCCGGGUGUGAUCUUCAACGGUGUACCAGACUUUCUGUAUGAGACUGAAGUGUUAAGAUUGGACCGAGCACUGUGGUUCAGUCCGGAUGGCCAGACCCUGAUGUAUAUAACAUACAACAAUACUCAGGUGCAGCAGCACAAGUACCCGUGGUACGGGCUCGACCAGCAGGAGCCUCCAGCGUACCCCACCAUAAAAACAUUACGGUACCCCAAAGUGAAUACAAAUAAUCCUGUAGCGACGGUGUACGUGGUCAGUUUGAAGACGCUGAAGUAUCUGUUCCCACAUCCAAUACAGUUCUCGCCGCCAGUAGAUAAAAGUUGGUACGUAAGGUGGACGGAAUGGAUAUCAGAACGGCAGAUAGCUGUGUUGUUACUCAACAGGCCUCAGAACUUCUCCAUAGUCAGCAUCUGCAACGCUGCACAAUACAAUUGCCAAGAUAUAUUUCGCGAUGAAACGGACGGUACUCGCUGGUCGGGUCUCGGCGCAGAGCCGACGACAGAAGAAUGCGGGUGGUGCGGCGGCGCGGCGCUGGCGGGUGGUAAGGCGGGGCUGUUCACCACCGCGCCCAUCGCCGACGGCGGCGGCACCUGGAGACACGCCGUCAGAAUCUCGCAGGACACCAAGACCGCGCUCACACAGGGCAACUAUGAGAUUACCCAGGUCGUUGGGUGGGACGACAGAAGAAGAUUAUUGUACUUAAUAGGUACAGCACCGGACAAAGCAGGUGAGAGACACUUGUACCGGAUAUCAGUGCCAGCAGACGAGAUGACGUGGCCACCACCAGCUCACUGCCUCACCUGCCCGGAGGCGGAAUUUCUUCCAUCUGAUUCCACAGUUGAACCAACCAGUGAAGAUCCGGAAAGUGGGAACUCUACAUCAUCAUUACCGGCCUGGCCCACGUCCACUGUACUCCCACAUGUGGCCAAUGAGAAUGACACCUUGCCCACCGUCUGCCUUUAUAACCGGGUGUUCUUCAGCAAGAACUUCUCGUACUAUGUCCAGGAAUGCCUCGGGCCCGGGCCGCCGGCCACGUUCGUGUGUUCGAUGUCGGGCGCACGCCGCGCACUGCUGUGGGACGGGGCGCCUCUCAGGCACAAGUUUGCGGCGCUAGCGCAGCCGCAGUCCAAAGUAUUCAGGGUCGAAGUACAAACGAAUCGAGAAGCUAGAGUGCGUCUGCUGCUGCCGCCAGGGUUCAGAGAAACGGAUGACCUGCCUCUACCAUUAGUAUUACAUGUGUCAGCACAGCCCGGCGGGCAACUGGUGACGGAAAAGUGGUGGCCCGACUGGGGCUGGUACCUGGCGGCGGCCAGGAACUUCAUCGUAGCUGAAAUAGACGCCAGGGGAUCAGGCGGACAGGGUGAAGAGCUGAAAACUGAGAUAUACAACAAACUGCUGUCGGUAGACGUCGAGGACCAAAUCGCUGUAUUAUCAUAUCUCCGUGAUAACCUGAAAAUGGUGGACGGGACACGGGUGGGUGUGUGGGGCCGAGGGUACGGCGGUGGCGCGGCCACUGCUCUCGCGGCCGAUGAUGCCAGGAACGUCACGCGAUGCCUGGCUGCCGUGGCCCCGCUCACAGAUCUACGGCACUACAAUUCGUACUGGACGGAGCGGUACAGCGGCGGCGGCGGCGGCGGCGGCGGCGGCGGCGCGGUGUGGCGGCGCGCGGGCAACCUCCCGCCGCGCCGGCUGCUGGUGGCGCACGCCUCCGCCGACCUCGCCGCGCCCGCGCACCACGCGCUCGCACUCGCGCGCGCCCUCAUCCGCGCCGGCGCGCUCUACUCGCACCUGGUGUACCCUGACGAGGGACACGAUUUUGGGAGUUCCUCAAUUCACCUCCAUAAAGCUAUGGAGCAAUUUUUCGACGAAUGCUUCGGGCCGGUGGAAGUAGCGGACUGGGACGCUGGAGGGGUCGGGGGACUGUUCCCCUUCAGAGAUUAG